AUGGCGCUCCAUUUGUACGCAAACAUCAACCCCGGCCUCACCCUUGCCAACUUCUUUGCCAGAUACCCGCAGGCCUGUGCCCAGAUCCCGACCCUCCUCGCCCCCAAAAUCUUCCAGUGCAUCCAAGUCCUUACCGACCACGCCGGAAGACCCUUGAAUGUCAAGGUCUUCGGCAGCUUGGUCAGACCCUCGCAUAAGGCUCCCUCCCCGCUCUCUGCUCCUUGA
Puccinia triticina is the source of this 225-nucleotide messenger RNA. RefSeq lists its product as uncharacterized. The record is from RefSeq and is a predicted model, not a curated record. The transcript is spliced from 2 exons. The coding region runs from base 1 to 225 and encodes 74 amino acids. Lineage: Eukaryota; Fungi; Basidiomycota; Pucciniomycetes; Pucciniales; Pucciniaceae.